Xylaria bambusicola is the source of this 1808-nucleotide messenger RNA. Its product is annotated as eukaryotic translation initiation factor 3 subunit. The coding region runs from base 256 to 1548 and encodes 430 amino acids. Gene Ontology annotation, biological process: translational initiation. The record is from RefSeq and is a predicted model, not a curated record. The transcript has 2 exons. Gene Ontology annotation, cellular component: cytoplasm; eukaryotic translation initiation factor 3 complex; nucleus. Lineage: Eukaryota; Fungi; Ascomycota; Sordariomycetes; Xylariales; Xylariaceae. Gene Ontology annotation, molecular function: translation initiation factor activity.
CUGCCAGCGGCUUCUGCGCCCUCUGUAAGCCCCCCACUUUCUCCAAGCCACAGCUGGGGUCGGCUGGCCGAGCGCAUCCCACAAUGUGGAAACGGCCAAAACCAUAUUGACAUUCAUCUGCCCCUCCAACGAAACCCAGAUUUUUCUGCAUCGCGCUCUCGCACCCGCACCGCCAGAUCGCACCGGCGUUCACCAUCUUUAUCCUCUCCGACCGGACACCGCGAGCUAGCACCGACCCGAUUAAAAUAGUACAAUAUGGCGGACUACGAUCUUUUACCGAAACUUCUUCCCUACCUCGACCGACACCUCAUUUUCCCUCUUCUCGAGCACUCGGCCAACCGCCUUCCCGAAGAUGCUGACGAUGCUGCCCUCAGGCCUAUCACAAAGGCCAAGUAUGAGCUGCUCAAGGCCACAAACAUGACCGAUUUCGUCGGAAACCUUCAAGCCGAACUCGAGGGCCUCGAUCAAAUCCCCGCCGAGUUCGAAGAAAAGCGGCAGAAAGUCAUCCAGCGCCUGGAGUAUUUCAACGAGAGCACCAGCAAACUCAUUGACCUGCUUGGACGAGAGGACGUCGUUGGAAACCUGCGUAGUGACAAGGUUGCCAACUUGGAGUUCUUGAAGAACGAGCACGACGUGACUAUCGAGAUGGUCAACGCCCUGUACGAUUACGGUAACUAUCAAUACAGCUGUGGAAACUAUGGAGCUGCAGCCGACCUCCUCUACCAGUUUCGCGUCCUCUCGACAGAUAACGACAAGGUUGCCGCUGCUACAUGGGGAAAAUUUGCCUCGGAAAUUUUGACAACCAACUGGGAGGCCAGUGUUGAAGAACUCAACAAGGUGAAGGAGAGCAUCGAUACGAAGUUGUUCAAUAACCCACUCGCUCAGCUCCAACAGCGCACGUGGCUGAUUCACUGGGGCUUAUUCCCAUUGUUUAAUGACGACAAAGCUCGCGAUCAGCUCCUCGACCUCUUCUUUAGCCCCGCUUACAUCAACACUAUUCAGACAAGCAGCCCGUGGAUCUUGCGAUACCUGACGGCCGCUGUUAUCACUGGCCGUAACCGCACAAGAAACUCUGGCCAGCAUCAAAAACAACUCAAAGAUAUUAUCCGAAUCGUCAAGCAAGAGGCGUAUGAGUACACAGACCCGAUUACCGACUUCAUCCGAGCUCUCUACGUUGACUUCGAUUUUGAGGAAGCCCAACGACAGCUCUCACUUGCUGAAGAAGUCUGCCGAUCAGACUUCUUCCUUGUCGCUGCCGCUGACACGUUCGUCGACUGUGCGCGCCACUUGAUCUCAGAAAGUUAUUGCAAAAUCCACGCGCGUAUCGACAUCAAGGACCUCAGCACGCGCUUAGGUCUUGGUCAAGAUGAAGGAGAGAAAUGGAUCGUCAAUCUUAUCCGCGAUACGCGAGUUGAUGCCAAGAUCGACUACAAGGAGGGUACGGUAGUGAUGAACCAUCCUCCAAGCUCCGUAUACCAGCAGGUUAUCGAACGAACAAAGGGUGGAUUCUUUAGAACCCAAGUUCUCAGCGCUGCUGUGGCACGAUAGAGCCAUGCCCAGUUGUGAUUUGAGGAGUUUUCGAUACCCCUUAAGUAAAGGAGAGUUGGCUGCGUGCAUUAGGAGCAUGUAGCGACAACGCGGGAAAAAUUUGGGUUCUCGGUGACAUGCAUGAGCGGCGUCUGGGGUUAUGGUACAAUUCAAUGCGGUAGAUAUGUAUGGUAUUCUUGGUUUCCAAAAAUCGUUAUUAAUACCAGCUGGAGCGGCAAGCUCCCAGGUUUGCACAAAAGGUCUAUGGUUUUGGUGUGACU